GCAAGAGGUGACGCAAAGGAAGAUGGCGGCGCCCGGUCUGACCCGCUGCCUGCCGCUUGUUGUGGUCCUGGGAGCCACGGGCACCGGGAAAUCCAAACUGGCCAUUCAGAUCGGCCGCGCCCUGGGAGGGGAGAUCAUCAGCGCCGACUCCAUGCAGGUAUAUACGAGUCUGGACAUUGUGACUAACAAAGUGAGUGUCGAGGAGCAGCACCAGUGUCCACAUCAUAUGCUCAGCUUUGUUGACCCACUUGUGACUAAUUAUACAGUUGUGGAUUUUCGUGACAAGGCAGUAGCUCUAAUUGAAGACAUGUUUUCUCGUGACAAAAUCCCAAUUGUUGUGGGAGGAACAAACUACUAUAUAGAAUCACUGCUGUGGAAAGUUUUGGUAUCUCAAACUGGUACAAAAGAAAUGAAUGGCACAGCCUGUAAGACUGCAGUCCAACGAAAAGAAGAGCUGGAACAGCUUGAUAGCAAUGAGCUUUAUGCGCGUCUCAGACAAGUGGACCCAGAAAUGGCUGCUAAGUUACACCCACACGACAAGCGGAAAGUGGCAAGGAGCCUACAGGUGUUUGAAGAGUCUGGAAUCUCUCACUCUGAGCAUCUGAGACAACAGCAAGAGGAUGGUGGAAGUCCAUUAGGGGGAGCAUUGAGGUAUCCCAACCCUUGUAUCCUGUGGCUACAUGCAGAUCAGGAAGUUCUAGACUCCAGACUGCGAAUAAGAGUGGAUGAGAUGCUGGCUGUCGGGCUGAUUGAAGAGUUAAAAGAUUUUCACACGCGUUACAACGAGAAACUUAUCUCACAGUCAGGACAGGAUUACCAACAUGGCAUUUUCCAAACUAUUGGCUUCAAGGAGUUCCAUGACUACUUGGUAACUGAGGAUGGCUCUGCAACACAUACAAAGGAGGUCUUGCUGCAGAAAGGUAUUGAAGCUCUAAAACAAAGAACCCAGCGAUAUGCUCGAAAGCAAAAUAAAUGGGUGCGGAACAGAUUCCUAAAACGACCUGGACCAAAUGUUCCCCAUGUAUAUAAGCUGGAUGUUACAGAUUUAUCUGCCUGGGAUGAAUGUGUUCUUGCACCUGCUCUGGAGAUUGUAAAUCGUUUUAAGCAGGGUCAAACUCCAGCAAUUCAUCCUCUGCAGAUGGCAUGUGACAAAAACGAGAAUAAGCGUAGUAGACACCAAUGUGAUGUCUGUGACAAAGUCAUCAUUGGGGAUCGAGAGUGGGCUGCUCACACAAAAUCGAAAUCACAUCUUUACCAUGCAAAAAAAAGGCGGAAACUAGAAGGAACAGAUAUUUUAUCAAAUGAUCAGAAGAGUGAAGGACUGGGCAUGUCUUAUGCAGAAGGAGUAGAUGGUGAACAGUCAUGUAUUAAGGAUAUGGAAGGACCAGUGGAAGUGCAAAAGAAAAAAGUAUUUAUCCAUGAGGGAGCAGCGGAUGUACAACAAGAGACCAAGCAUCAACUAUUAAAACAAAGAGAGCAGGAUUUAAGCAUGAAGGGAAGCAUCUAUAGCCACAAUACAGAGAGAGCACAGGGUGAAACUACAAUCACGGGAGACAGCUGAUGCAAAGUUUGAAAGUGAGCUGGUUCAGGAAUCCCUUUGUCUUUUGCCCUGGAAUUAUUGGAUUAGCAUAAAACAUCAAUUACUCCAAAAAGCCUUAUCAUCUUCUGAAAAAUUCACAGCUCAUCUAUCUGACUAGCUCCGGACAAUUAUUUUUAUGUUCCAGCAGUUGUUUUUAAUCCAUGUAAUAAACCUUCAAACCUUUUGCUGCUACAGGA
Pelobates fuscus (common spadefoot toad) is the source of this 1776-nucleotide messenger RNA. It is a transcript of the gene TRIT1, whose product is annotated as tRNA isopentenyltransferase 1. Lineage: Eukaryota; Metazoa; Chordata; Amphibia; Anura; Pelobatidae. Bases 23 to 1561 code for a protein of 512 amino acids. The transcript is spliced from 11 exons. The record is from RefSeq and is a predicted model, not a curated record. Gene Ontology annotation, biological process: tRNA modification. Gene Ontology annotation, cellular component: mitochondrion. Gene Ontology annotation, molecular function: tRNA dimethylallyltransferase activity; nucleic acid binding; zinc ion binding.